AUGGCACCCCCGCAAGUCCACCACGAUUCUCUCAACGCGAAAUUCACUGGCAUUGAAACGCAAUGCGACGGUAUCUCUGUCAACCAUUUCAGAGGUCUCAAGUAUGCUAGUAUUCCAGCGCGGUUUGAGCGCGCGCAGCCUGUAAAUGGCUUUAAUGGGCGGGUUGUCGAUACCUCUCGGUUUGGGCCACGAUGUCCCCAGGUCGAUAUCGAUGUUCGACACCUUCUGCGCAUUCCUGAAGUCUUUGUGAUUGAGCAGGAGCCGGAGGACGAAUUCGAGUGCUUGACCGUUGAUAUCACCUGUCCUCCUGAUACGGCGAAUAGGGGGAAUCUUCCUGUGUUAGUUUGGAUACAUGGUGGCUCGCAAAUUAUGACUUUCUGUUCUGCGGCGUCGAAAAUCUGCGAUCCAACAAAGCUUGUUGCUGACUCCAUAAAAUCUGGCCAACCGUUCAUUUUCGUUUCAAUAAAUUACCGGCUCAAUAUCUUCAGCUUUGGUGAUGGUGGUGAGACAAACCUAGCUAUCAAGGAUCAGCGAUUGGGCCUUGAUUGGGUUAGAAAGAACAUUGGCGGAUUUGGUGGGAGCCCGGAUAAUAUCACUCUGUCUGGUGAGAGUGCGGGUGCUGUUUACGUUCAUGCUCAUUUGAUCACUGGUCCACCAGUGAAGAGGGCAGUUCUCGCAUCUGGCUCAUUGUACCUGUCGUCGCCUUUGCCUGUUGAGCGAGGAAACGGACUUAUCAAAGCGCUUGAAGCAAAGGUCCAAGAACAUGGCGAAUCCUCCCUCCGCAAGGCUUCGGUUCCGGCUCUCCUGCAAGCGCUGAAGGAAAGCAACGUAAACACCAUGUGGAUACAGGAGGACGAUGAAUUGAAGGGAUGGGAAACGAGGAUCGAGCAGGCGGAUGAGGUCAUGAUAGGUGAUGCUGAGUAUGAGUCUGUUAUCUGGAGAAACGGAAUCGAAACCUUCGAUGGAGAGACCAUUGCCGCCGCUUUCGAACAAGAUAAAACAUGGGGCAGAACCCUACGGAAGAUGUACCAUGUCGUCCCUGAUCGCCCGACAGCGUGUAAGCUCGGGGCAUUGGAUCUGGUGAACGACGCACGAUACACUCUCCCCGUCGAACUCAUCUCCGACAAGUUGAAUGCCGCCGGCAAGCGUGUUUACAAAUACGUCGUUGAUCAACCCAAUCCAUGGCAAGCGUCCAGCCGUUCACACCACGCCGUCGAUCUACUCUUCUUGUUCGGAGGUAUAGAUCUAUCCUUCAACUCUGCUGCGGAUGCAGUCGGUCAUGAAAUGAGAAGCCGCUGGAUACAGUUUGUGGCCAGCGGUAGCCCUUGGUCAAUUGAAAAGCGCUUUGCCUUUGGGCCUGUCGGCGAGUGUAAGGAGAUUUCCGAGACCCAGUUUGCUGCGCGACGCCGGGUUGAGCAUCUGAAGACUUUGAGGGAGGCCGGUAUUGGGGUGUAUUUGCCCAUUAUCUUUGCCUUGACAGCGGGGAAAAUCAGUUUGCUGAAUUAA
Molecule: messenger RNA, 1506 nt
Organism: Aspergillus puulaauensis
Lineage: Eukaryota; Fungi; Ascomycota; Eurotiomycetes; Eurotiales; Aspergillaceae
Product: putative carboxylesterase
Exons: 6
Coding region: 1-1506 (501 amino acids)
Source: RefSeq, a predicted model, not a curated record